AGGCAACACAAGCGCUGCCCACCAAAACGCCUGCAUUGCGCUAUCCCAAACAUCGGUGCCUAGCAGGAGCACUAUCAUGGAGUGUUAUGCUCUCCAAAAGACGCGCCUCUCUGCUGAGCGCGUCGGCCGUGUCGCGACGUGUUUGCGAUGAAGUAGCCACCUCCAACAAUCUGCGACCUUUAGACCAUCAUAUACAGAGUGAUUCCAAAUCCCCCCCUUCAACCCCACCUAUUGCUUCAAAAGUAAUGCUCGCCACCCCGCCACGCACUACACCUACACCUUCUCCCGCUUCGACUUGCCGAUGGAUGCGCACACGGCCAAUUGCUCCAAGAAACAGUACCUGUAAAAGACUAUAUACAGCCUCUGCUUCCACCUCACAAUAUUCGACUGGCUGCUCUACUCCAAGAACCGCCCUCUCCAUGGCCGAAGACAACAGUCGAAUACGGCAGACGUCGGCCGCACUACACGUCAAACACCCCUGGAAUACCAUGGCUCAGAGAGCUGAUGGCUUGCAGCGAGUUGGAUUGUGGAACCCAGCCCAAGGAUUGCGUUUUGCGACCACGGCGGCCAUAGAGAAACAGCGACCAGACCCGCCUCCUGGAGAUGCGAAGUCCAUGCCCCAGCACGAGGCUGAAGCGCCCGAGAUACUCGAAACUGAGAUUCAUACUGUAUACACUGGUAGUGGGACUACCUAUGACGUGCAAGCCAGCGCCGGAGACGAUACCCAUUCAGCGGCAAGCCAUGCGACACAGAGCAAUGAGUCUUCACAAGAUAUAGAAACCGACAGUGUCGCACUUGGAGAAGAGGUUGAACAAGAGCCUGCUGCUCAAGAUGUCGAAGAAGAUGCAGAUGAUUACAUACCGCUUGCUUACCAGAUUCCCGAAGACAAACUGCGCGCUGCAAUGCUAGCCGCCCCCAAUACCCGAGCCAGUUUUUGGAGUGCGAAGCUGUAUGAAGGGCCGGAUGGGGAGCAGCUUCAGACACACUAUUGCAAGACGUUCGACGUUGCUGAAAGGGUUGCCCAGUACUUCCUGCAAGAGAAGGUUGUGGGCUUUGAUAUUGAGUGGAAGCCGCGUGGUAAUCCAUGCUCAAUCAAGCAAAAUGUUUCGCUAGUUCAGCUUGCAUGCGAGAACCGUAUCGCCCUCUUCCACUUGGCGCUGUUUCCUGGUAAGAAGGUCGAAAAGCUGAUGCCACCUAGCCUCAAGGCUGUUCUAGAAUCGCCGAACAUUUACAAGGUAGGCGUAGCUGUCAAAGGUGACUUCACCCGCUUAGAGAAGUAUCUUGGAAUCCAACCUCAGGGCGUCUUCGAGCUGAGCCGCUUACACAAUCUGGUUGAGUGGCACGACGUGGACCCUAGUAAGAUCAGCAAAAAGCUCGUAGGCCUUGCUGCACAGGUGCACCAACACCUUCAACUGCCCUUAUACAAAGGGGAGCAAUUAGACGACGACCCAGAAGGGACGGCUAGUGUUCGCGAGAGCGAUUGGUCUCUCCCUUUGAGUUUGGAACAGAUACACUACGCAGCUGCUGAUGCAUAUGCGGGCUAUCGCCUCUAUUACAUGCUUGAAUGGAAAAGGACAAGGUUAAGACCGACUCCUCCGCCCAUACCGCUUUGCGACUAUGACAACAAGCCUGACCCCAAUAAAGUCAAGAUACCUCGCAAGAAGACCAAGGCGACUACUAAGUCUGAAGACGUGAAAACUGCUCAGGAAUCGUCAGUCGAUGCUGCGAGAGAAGAGCAAGAGGGUGAGGGGAAAGGCGAAGGCUAUGAAACGGCAUCAGAAGAGCUCAUCGAUAGCCAUCAACUGGAGGGUACGUCAUCUUCAGCAUCAUCCAAAGAAGUCCAAGAAACGGGGGAGUCUUACUUCGGUGCGGAAUACACCGAGAGUGAAAGGGUGAGGGGUAUAGGAUCUGACAUGGAAAUUUCUUCAUCAAGCAAGCGAAUCGGUCGGGUGAAGCUUUCCAUGCUCACAAGCACUGAUCCGGAAUACCCUACGCUGCCACAGGCAUCGCAAGAGGAAGCUACGGAGUCAAUGUCAACCGAAGCCUUCAAGGAUGAUGCCAGUAAAGACGGAAAUGGCGAUGUUUCAUUCCGCUCACAGCUGUCAGACUCUUUCGACGCUAGCGAAGAUGCAUACGAUGACCCGGAGCUUGAGGAGGCGCUUGGGUACAUGACCCUCGAUGACAGCGGGAAGUUGACAGAAGAUGCCAAGAGCUCGGCGGCAGAGCAUACUAAGCCACCGGAGAGCAACGCCAACGUGGCUGAGAUGUCGGACUUGAAGCCCAUUUCUCUCGAGCUUCAAGAAGUCGCUGAAACAAUGCGGCUGGUACCCGCAUCUGUCGCCGGCUUGGCAGAAGAGCCAUGUCAAGUGUCGGAAUAUGACACGGCAACCACAUGGGCCCAAGGAUAUGUUCGAAGUACAAUUCCAUCCCCUAGCUCGACGGCACCUUCUCGAAUCCGCGCCACAGUGCCACAUCUCCGCGCCUACCACUUAUGGCAUCAUCAAAAGCGAUCGAUUGAAGACAUCAGACGGGUGUUGAGAGAUCCACCCAUGUCAAGCACUACGGUCACAAAUUAUAUCUUGCAGGCAGUCGUGUUGGAGAAGCUGGAAUACGAAGAAAAAUCGCUCAAAGGCGUGAUGCUGAUGAUGUCAUCAGGUAUGAGAAAGGGACGAUGGAGGGGACUGGCAGAGGAAGUUGGUGCCCUGGAAUGA
Molecule: messenger RNA, 2711 nt
Organism: Pyrenophora tritici-repentis Pt-1C-BFP
Lineage: Eukaryota; Fungi; Ascomycota; Dothideomycetes; Pleosporales; Pleosporaceae
Product: 3' -5' exonuclease helicase
Biological process (GO): nucleobase-containing compound metabolic process
Molecular function (GO): 3'-5' exonuclease activity; nucleic acid binding
Source: RefSeq, a predicted model, not a curated record